This is a messenger RNA of Paramecium tetraurelia, 3519 nucleotides long. RefSeq lists its product as uncharacterized. The record is from RefSeq and is a predicted model, not a curated record. Gene Ontology annotation, cellular component: cytosol; elongator holoenzyme complex. Gene Ontology annotation, biological process: tRNA wobble base 5-methoxycarbonylmethyl-2-thiouridinylation. Gene Ontology annotation, molecular function: protein binding; tRNA binding. The transcript has 7 exons. Lineage: Eukaryota; Ciliophora; Oligohymenophorea; Peniculida; Parameciidae.
AUGAAAGAAAUAUAAAUUCAAUGUUAGUAAAGUUAUGAAAUCUCACAACCAUUAGCAUUUACAUUUGAUGAAUUAUCAAAAAUACUGUAUGUAAUUGAUGAAUAAUCCAACAUCAUCAAAUACGAAUACAAUAAUAAAUCGAUAAGCAUUUAAACUACUUACAAAGUCGGUUAACAAAUUCAGAAUAACUCUCAAAUCCUAUCCUUUCAAUAUUUAAUGGAAAAUGAUCAAUUAAUUAUUGUUUAUAGAGAUGGAGCUAUAAUCAAAGUGUAAAAGGAUGAGGCUGAAGUCGUUGGAUAGUUUGAAUGUGGAGUAUUGGGUGCAGCAUGGAAUCCAAAUCAAGAAUAAUUAGUGGUUGUUUGUGGAGAUGGAAAAUUAGUGAGCUUUGAUGUACAAAUAGAACCAACUAAAGAAAUUAACAUAGAAGGAAUCCUUGAUCAAUUGGUCUCUAUUUCUUUUAAAAACGAUGGAAAAUUUUUUUCAUUAAAUUAUGCUGUUUAGGAUGGUAGAAUAUGUGAAACAUAUGAUGUACAAUUAGAGAAAUUCAGAAGUCCAAGCAAGUCAGACCCUGAAGGAGGAUUAGUAUAAGCAAUCUUUGAGAAACCCAGAAAUCUUGUUAAUACAGUUUCAUGGUAGCCUAAUAGUUAAUUCAUUGCUGGUAUUUAAGAGAAACAAGUUAUAUUUUGGGAGAAGAAUGGAUUAAGACACUUAGAAUUCAACAUAUUCGAGGAUUCUACAAAUGUUAAAUGGAGUCCAGAUGGAGUUAUUUUGGCUGUCUAAUAGGGAAACAAAAUAACAGUUCAUUUAAGAUAAAAUUAUAAAUGGUAUGCAAAAAGAGCAUUUAAGUUUGAAAAAGUAGUAGAUUACACAUUCAUUGAGAAUAAUACUUUGGUAGUGUUUAAUUAAAAUAAUGUGAGCAUUUUUUGGUUGAAUUAUCAAUUUAAUAAUACUACUAUAGGUUUAUCGACUGAUUAUGAUACCCUUUUAGUAAGUGAUUAUAAAAAGGGAGUAAUCCCACCCCCUUUAAGUCAUUUCUAGUUAAAAGUGGAUAGUCAAAUAGAUUUAGUUUAUUUUGAUAAAUUGAUUUAUGUUUAUUCUUUUGAUGGAACUCUAACAAUAUUUGAUAAUGCCAAUGUGUUGGGAAAAGUUAAAUUAGAUAUUGAAUAUGCACAUAAAUUGAUUUGUUAUUAGGAUAAAUAAUAGGAUGUCAUUUUUUGUCAUGCUAUUUUUGUUGUACAUGAAGCUGAAAGUGAUAAAUUAGUGGAUGUUGUGAUCUCACCAAGUUUUGAAAUUAUAAAUAUUUGGAGAAAAGAGUUCUCUUAACCUACUUAAGUGUCUGCUUUAACUAAAAAGGGACAUUAAAUAAUAUUGCAUUCAAGAUUUGGAGAAAAGUUUAUAUAUGAUUAGUCAUAAGAAGAAAGCUUAAGUGAAUUUGAUUUGGCAAAUAAGGAAUAAAAUGUUUAUGAUAUAAAGAUCUAACAGCAUAAUGAAUGGAUUGCUUGUCUGAAAUCUAAUAGCAAAUUAACAUUAAAUAAUCAAUUAGUAACUGCAGAAUGCACUUCAUUUGCAUUUUUUGAUCAUUUCUUAGCAUUUACUAUUAACACAGCAGACUAAUUUCAUAAUUUAUAUAUACUAGAUCUCAAUAAGCCAAUCUAAAUUGAUAAGAAGAGUCUGAAUACUAGUAAUAUAGAAAGAGGUGCUAAAAUUUUGGCGAUUGUUUCUUUAGAUAGACUAAUCGUCUAAAUACCAAGAGGAAACUUGGAGACAACAGCUCCUAGAGUUAUGGCAUUGCAUUUAUGCAAAUAACUUUAUGAAAGCAAGCAAUAUAAAACAUGUUUUGAAAUGAUUAGAAAGCAUAAAUUGGACAUGAAUCUUAUGUUUGAUUUUUCAGGUGAAUUAGAUGUCUAGAUCAUUGAAUAGUUAUCGGAAUAAUAUCUUUAACUUUUUAUUUAAUCAUUAAAUAAUGAAAUCAGUUUUGAACUUCCUUAUGUUUUGACGGCCGAACAGUACAAACAUCAGAAAGUGUUAAUAGUGGAUAAAACUUUGGGAACAUCCAAAAUUAAUUAUGUUUGUUAAAAGUUGAUUGACAAUAUGAAGGAGGAAACUCAUAUACUUACGAUAGUGACAGCAAUGCUUAAGAAGGAACCCAGCGAAGUUGAAGAAGCUCUAUUGAAGACAUUGAAAUUAAAACAAAUAGAAUAAUAAUAAGAAGAAGUCCCUCCUCAUUUGAAUCCAGAAACUCACAAACCUUUCAAAAAGCAUCACAAAAUUAAGUCAGAGUAAGUUUUAGAAUACAUUUGCUGGUUAGCUGAUGCUAAUAAGAUGUUUGAAGUAGCUUUGGGGACUUAUGAUUUCGAUUUGGUGAAGUAGGUUGCUUAAUUCACUUAGAAGGAUCCUAAAGAAUAUUUGCCUAUGUUGGAAAGAUAUUCAUAAAUAAAAGAUCCAAUCGAUAUGAAAUCCACCAUUCAUAUUGAGUUAAAGAAUUAUGAUAAGGCUAUUAGAGUGUUGUCAGAAGGAAAUGAGGAAUAGAAAUAAAAAUCUAUUGAAUUAAUUAGAAAAUAAAGUAGAUUCAGAAUAGCUUUAGAAGUGUAUAGAUAGGAUUAAGGAAUGAUGAAAAAAGUAAAGGAGGCUUUGGGAGAAUAUUUGAAUAAUCAAAAAUAAUAUCAUUAAGCAUCUUUAGCUUAUGAAAGUGCUGGAUUAUAUGAGAAAGCAGUUUAAGCAUCUUCUGAAAUAUUAGAUACAAAAAGAAUUCUAUCAUUUGACCCAAAGGAGGAUUAUUUGUUAAACUAUAAUUAGAUAUUAUUGGCAGCUGGAAGAUGGAAGGAUUGUGGAUAAGUUUAAGAGUAUUUGAAGAAUCAUGAAUAAGCUAUUCAUUAUUAUUGUAAAGCAGAAGAGUGGGAAAGUGUUGCAUAAUGCUUAAGACACAAAUAAAUAAAUAUUGAUGAUCAUUUAUAAUUGGCAUUCUCUUUGAAAGUGAACCAUUUAUUGAAUUAACAACAUUUGUUCAUUUAAAAAUUAGAGAGAUUAAGAAUAGUCUAAGAGUAGAAGAAAGAACAUGGUAUUUUGGCACCAUCUUAAAUAAAUGCCGAUUUUGAUCAGAUGAGCGAUGUAAGUGGGAAAUCAGGAAUGUCAAAGUCAUCCUACACAAUGUCUGUGACUACAGGAGUUAGAAAGAGAAAGCCGAAGGAGAAAUCAUUUUUGAAUAGAAACAUCAAGGAGGGUUCUCCUGUAGAAGAAGAAUAUUUGAUUGAAUUUCUAAAGGACAUACAAGCAAAAAGUGCAGAUUUAAUUAAUUCGAUUAAAAAGUUUUAAAAUUAUUUGAUUUUCUUUAAUCAGCCGAAGUUGUCUUUGGAAUUAUCAGCUAAAACUAAAGAGUAUUUAAACACUAUUAAGCCUGAAAUAAAGGGUUUGAUUUAACAGCAAUUCGAAGAAUAGAAUUAACAAGCUAUUGAUUUAUAUCCUUAUAAAUCUGUUGUACCAACCGAAUUUAAUCAAGCUUUGGAUGAUUUAAUUAAAUGA